CGACUUCCCAAAUCGAGUCGAAUGGUCAGCCGCCUCUUCUCCUCCUCUUCUCUUCUCUUCAGUUUCGUCGCCUCUCCUACAAAUCGAACGACCAAUCAUGGUGGUCUCCUCCUCUGCUUCGCUUGGCCGCGUCGAUGACAUCUCCGCCAAGACGACGCCGUCGAUCAAGUUUCUCUGUAGCUACGGCGGAAAGAUCCUUCCUCGUCGCCCCGACGGCCAACUCCGCUACGUCGGCGGUCACACCCGCGUCCUUUCCGUCCCCAGAUCUAUCUCUUUCACAGAGCUGCAGGUGAAGCUGAGCCAGUUGUGCGGGUGGAAGACGGCGAGCCUCCGGUGCCAACUUCCGACGGAGGACAUGGACGCCCUUGUGUCAGUUACCUCCGACGACGACCUCGCCAACCUCGUGGAGGAGUACGCGGGCCGAGAACGGACGACGCCUCUAAAGAUCCGAGCCUUCCUCUUCCUCCCGCAAUCCUUCCCCUCCUCCAAUUCUUCUGCCACAACUCCGGCCAUCCCUUUGCCCUUCGUCUCUCGUCCUUUGAUCGCCGCCCCCGAUCGCUGCAACCGUCAGUACUCUGUGCCUGCUAGGUUUUGUGCUCGGUACGAGAAGCCCACGGCAUCAUCCGCCGCAGCCAGAAAGCUUCGCAUCCAUGGCCACUACCACCUUCUUGGCCAUGGAGCCACAAAACCCUGCAACGAUCUCGUGCAUCCUUUGGGACACUGGCAGUAGUGAACAGUUCCAGGUUGAUCGAUCUCGGAUUUUGGUCAUUGCCUUCUGUUAAUUUGCCUCUUGCGUUGCGGAUGUAAUUUUUGAACAGAUCUGCGGCAGAUAAGAGACAUUGUAGAUGGAGAAUAAACAUAUCAAUGUUUAUCUUGUGAAAGGAAAAAAAACAUUUUAUAUUAAUAAAUAUUUUUAUUAUCUUA
This is a messenger RNA of Zingiber officinale, 924 nucleotides long. RefSeq lists its product as uncharacterized. The record is from RefSeq and is a predicted model, not a curated record. The transcript has 3 exons. NCBI's taxonomy places the organism in Eukaryota, Viridiplantae, Streptophyta, Magnoliopsida, Zingiberales, Zingiberaceae. Bases 98 to 730 code for a protein of 210 amino acids. Gene Ontology annotation, molecular function: protein binding.